This is a messenger RNA of Vicia villosa (hairy vetch), 1164 nucleotides long. RefSeq lists its product as uncharacterized. Lineage: Eukaryota; Viridiplantae; Streptophyta; Magnoliopsida; Fabales; Fabaceae. Bases 1 to 1164 code for a protein of 387 amino acids. The transcript has a single exon. The record is from RefSeq and is a predicted model, not a curated record.
AUGGAUGAUUACUUUUAUUGGACCAACCACGGUGAACAAAGGCCUACCUUUCCACCAGUAGUUUUUGACAACUCCUACUAUGAAAGUAUUGAGGCUCGACAUAACUUUAAUGACUAUGAGCAAAUGAUAAUGGAUGCUGCUGGAAUGUCUAUUGGCACACAUCUAGAGCAACAAAGAUUUCACUAUGAAGAACAAAUGAUAGAAGAUCCUAACCCAAGAAUAAUUUUUUUUGAGAUGUUGUCAAGUGCACAGGCUCCAUUGUACAAUGGUUACCAAAAUUACUCUGAAUUGUCUGCUACAAUAGAAUCUUUAAGUAUCAAGUCAGACUACAAUAUCUCUGAGGCUUGCUUUAAUCGAUGGGUUGAUUUUAUUAGGAAGGCGUUGCCAAAUGAAAACAGAAUGCCAAAAAACUUCUAUAAUGCAAAGAAAUCUGUUGAAAAACUUGGAUUAGGUUGUAUAAAGAUUCAUUGUUGUCCAAACGGGUGCAUGAUUUAUUAUCAUCCACAUGAUAAACAUCUUCGCAAGUGUAAAAUUUUUGGUGAAGAUCGCUACAAACAUGUUAUUAGAAAUGGUAAGUCUAAAGAAAUUCCAUUGAAAAAGAUAUGGUAUUUUCCAUUUAUCCCAAGACUUCAAAGACUAUAUUCCUCAAUGCAAACUGCAAGUCAAAUGAGAUGGCAUCAUGAGAAUGUGAGGGAACCUGGUUAUUUAUCUCAUUCAUCCGAUGGAGAAGCUUGGAAGCAUUUUGAUGAAAGUUACCCUGAAUUAACAAUGGACCCUCGCAAUGUGAAAAUAGGGUUAUGUGCUGAUGGGUUUGCACCAUUUGAUAAAACAGGCAAAAAUUAUUCAUGUUGGCCUGUAAUCGUAACACCUUACAAUCUUCCACCUUGGAUGUGCAUGAGAAGGGAGUUCUUAUUCUUAACCAUUAUAAUUCCUGGACCUUCAAAUCCUAAAAAUAAGAUUGAUGUAUGCCUGCAGCCGCUCAUAGACGACCUUAAAGUUUUGUGGAAUGACGGAGUCAUGACUUAUGAUGUCUCAUUACAACAAUUUUUUUUCAUGAAAGCUUGUUUGAUAUGGACAAUAAAUUACUUUCCAGCAUAUGGGAUGUUAUCAGGUUGGAUGACUAUGGGAAAACUUGCUUGUCCUAUUUGCAUGGAUAGCUCAUAA